AUGGCUGUUACUUCAGAGCACAUCGCCAUUGCAGAGUUGGUCAUAUACAUACCUGUCACUCUAGUUACCAUCCUUGUCGUUCUUCGUCAUGGAUUCCAUAAGCAGUUGGGAUGGAUCUAUCUUUCUAUCUUUGGUGUAAUCCGCAUUGCUGGUGCCAUCAUGGAAAUCCUAAGCACCAAUCAUCCAGACAACGCAAACGAUAAAGAAUGGGCUCUCAUUCUACAAAGUGUCGGUCUCUCUCCUCUACUUCUUUCAACUUUGGGACUUUUGAAAAGAAUCAUCUCAAUCUUCUCCAAACGAGCGACUGCCAUAUCUCGUCGCAGCAAAAUUGUUCAAAUCCUUCAUCUUCCCGCCUUGAUUGCCUUGAUUCUAGCAAUCAGCGGCGGAAGUGACCAAGCUUCAUCGAACGUAUCCGACCAUGCAGGAGGCAAGAAAGAAACCCAAGCAGCGAUCAUAAUUUUCCUCAUGAUUUAUGUUAUCACCUGCCUACUUUUCGUCAUCACGGUGAAAGAUCUCCGUGAGAUGCAGCCAAGUCAACAACGUAUCUACAUCUGUGUCUUCUUUGCAUUGCCCUUGAUUGCAGUUCGCUUGCUGUACAGCUUGAUCAGUGACUUUGGUCACGAUGCGAAGUUUUCGUUGAUCGAUGGUGAUCCAAGCGUUCAGCUGGGGAUGGCUACUAUUGAGGAGUUCCUGGUUGUUCUGAUGUAUACUGUUUUGGGUGUUAUCACACCUCAAUCUAGUAUUGAUCGUGCUGUUGGAGGUGGAAUUGUUGCGCCGGAUGUUCAUGCAUUGGAAGACGGUCGCACUGAGAAUCAGGAUGCUUACUUUGCUCAGGCUGGAGCUCGAAGUGCCUACUACGCCAAGUAG
Messenger RNA from Penicillium malachiteum, 867 nucleotides. RefSeq lists its product as uncharacterized. Lineage: Eukaryota; Fungi; Ascomycota; Eurotiomycetes; Eurotiales; Aspergillaceae. Gene Ontology annotation, cellular component: membrane. The record is from RefSeq and is a predicted model, not a curated record. The transcript is spliced from 2 exons. Bases 1 to 867 code for a protein of 288 amino acids.